This is a messenger RNA of Nasonia vitripennis (jewel wasp), 4915 nucleotides long. RefSeq names its product beclin 1-associated autophagy-related key regulator (gene Atg14). The transcript has 10 exons. Gene Ontology annotation, biological process: cellular response to starvation; mitophagy; autophagosome assembly. Lineage: Eukaryota; Metazoa; Arthropoda; Insecta; Hymenoptera; Pteromalidae. The record is from RefSeq and is a predicted model, not a curated record. Bases 1047 to 2489 code for a protein of 480 amino acids. Gene Ontology annotation, cellular component: extrinsic component of omegasome membrane; phosphatidylinositol 3-kinase complex, class III; autophagosome.
AUUUAAAAUCUUGUCCUCGACUCGGUUGUGUUACGAAAAUUAAGUCUUUCUCGGAGUUGGCCGAAAAUUAAAACGCAGUAAUCGAACUCUGGGCAUUUUAUUCGUAAAGCGCAGUGAAUCAAUAAUAGAAAUCAAGUCAUCAUAAUCAUGUCAUCGCAAGAACAAAUACAUUGUUUUCGAAAUGAAGAUAAAUAAUAGUAGUGUAUAAUGUGUGUAAGACAAAGGCAGAUAAAGCUGUUCUUCCAAUCAUUCCAUGUAGGUAAUGCCGGUAUAGUAGGUCUCCUUCGAUAACGGAAGAGGGACAAUGAGUAGUUAUGCCUCGAAAACUGCUUGAAUUUUGCAUCGCUGCACCACGCUACUCGCGCAUUAUAUACGACUUACGAGUAGUAGUCAUGCCCUAGCGUCAGAGAUCACUAAAUCAGAGUCAGAGCGUCGCUGCGAGUGCAAAAGUGAUCCCGCCGCAGCCAGUUGAUCGCGGGCUCGUGCGAGGAAGACUAGGAAGACUAGGAGCCCGAGACCUCGUAAACGACUGUACACAAGCGAUAUGGAGUUUCCAGCCCGCGCGACUAAAGCGCGAUAAAUAAUUCGUAGUGCGUCGACGACUGCAUCAGCAUAGCCUUCGACUCGACUCUCCUUUCUCGCUCGCAGCUCUCUGUCCUUCUCUCUCUCGGCACAGUGGCAGUCUACUCUCGGUCUCUCGAUCUGCACUCCAUUUGUGCGUGUAUGCACUGCGCGUUGCAGCACUGCUUGUAGCCAUACUCGCAAACAGCAACACAGCUAGAGAUUAUGUGCAGCGACUCGCUCGGAGAGAAGGUAAAUAACGGAUCAGCUGAUGAGUGAUAGCAGACAGCGGAGUAGCAGUAGCAGCAGCGGCGGCGGCGGCGGCGGCGGCGGCGCCGGCAGCAAGGAACUCUGGUGCAGAAGCGCCCAUUGUUUUCUCCGUCCGCGGCGGCAGUGGCAGCGGCAACUGCAGCAACAGCAGCAGCAGCAGCAGCAGGCUACACCCUCCGGCGACUCUACCAUAGGCAGUCCAUGUCGCUCGGGCUAUGGCGACGAGCAGCUCCGACGGAUCCUGCACGGCGCCCGCGGACUUCCAUCUCUCCUCCGAGCUCGACGACGUCAACGAGCGCCUCGGCAUCGACUUGCUCAAAUGCCCGCUCUGCCACAACGGCCGCAGGAACUUCUACUGCAGGCAGUGCGUCCAAAAUGGGGAAUUUGUGCACUCGAUCUCGGUCUACUCGGAGAGGUUUGCGGAUAAGCAGCAGCGACUGAUGCGAUUAAAAGUAGCUCGAAAUCAAUUGGAGGAGAAGUGUACAAAAGCCCUGGAAAAAUAUAAGCAACGUGAUAAACUGAUUUGUGAUAUAAAUGCUUGCAAAGAAAGAGUAAGACUGCUUCGAAACCUUGAGAAUGAAACUAGGCAAAACAUUAGUAAAGGGAAUUCGCGCUUGAAUGUCCUGAAGGAUGUUAAUUCAAAAUUGGUUUCAAAGUUACCAAUACAUGAAGAACAGGUAGAAAAAUUACGUAAACAUGUUAUCGAAUUAAAAGUUAAGCAAGAAAAGCAAAAGGAAUCAGUAGAAAAAAAGAGACAUCAGUUAAAAAAAGUUAUAAGAACAGCUGCAAAACAAUUGAUAAAAUACAUAUUUCCUCUGAGUAAAGUUGAACCUUCAAAGAGUUUAUCUAAUAGUGAAGAUGAUGGAUCCAGCACAGAUAUGGUCACUUGUGCUCUUGCCGAUGCAUCAGGAACAUCAUAUGUUAGGGGUAAAUGGAUUAACGAUACUGAAAAUAGCCUAGAAGUACAUCAUCGCAUAGUUUCUCCUACUUUACCUGGAUCUGGAGAUUAUAGCGCAUAUUCACUUUGGGUUGCACAAAAUAAAGAUUGCGUACCUAGCGGGAACAAGGAGAAUGCGAUACACAAUCCUGCAUACAAUAUUAAUGCAGCCCUCACUUAUGCUACCCAAUUAGUUAAUAUUAUUGCGUAUUACCUCAAUGUGCGACUUCCAUACAAACUUGCUUAUAGUGAAUUUUAUGGGAGUGAAAUGUCUGAUCAAAAAUUUGCCAGAAAAGUAGCGAGGCUAAACAGUAACAUUUUGCAUCUUUGUUUUACCCAGAAUACUGAUACUUCAGUAUUACAUCCAAUGCAUACACUGCAAAACCUUAUGCACUUGCUCAAUACUGAAAUAAGUGAUUUGGGAAGAAUUGGCCCAAUUGAAGUCGAUCCAAAUAUAAUUUUAAAUAUGCACAAUCAAUUAGUUCAAGAUUUGGAAAAUAGUGAUGAUUCUGCUUCUGAUGAAGAAGAAGAUGCCUUCAAUUGGGAAUGGGAAGCGGUUCCGAAUGUAGCUUGUCCAGAAAUGGUUGUUCCUAUUCCAGGUGCAAUGACUAGCCAACAGUCUUCUAGCAUGCAAGUAAAUCAAAGUGUAGCUGGAGGUUUAGUAACAAGCGCAGCGGCCAGUAUUGCUUCUUUAUGGAGGGGUUGGACCACCAACAAAUAGAUUAAAUUUAAGUUUCUUAUAAUACAUAAUUACUGCAGGCAGGAAUACAUAUUUAUUCAAUCUUUUUUCGAUUUUCAUCGAAAGAAUAUUUUUAAAAGUUCAAAAAGAACUAUUACAUAAUUAAAUGUAUAAUUUAUACCUUAGGAACAUUUUUUAUACUGAUUACUAAUUUAAUGAAUAAUUUUUUCUGAUUGCGUUAGAAGAUUUUGUAGAUUAUUUUUAAGUUGUUAGAAUCAUAUCGAUAGUUAUUCAAAGUAAUAAUUUUAUUUUAUUUUUUAUUUGUUUUUCACAGCAAUUUCUAGUUUUAUAAUUUUUUACAGUUUGAAUUUGUAUAAUUUAAAUUGUGAGGUUAACAUUUGACAAUAUAUACAAAAAAGCAUUCAAUUUAAGUGUAAAUCGAUUGGUCUCAUUAGGUUAUCAGAACGUUCAAGUGUCAUGAUAGGUGAAAAUUGCAUAAGUUUAAGUUUAAAGUAAGAAUAGAUAAAUCUUAUCGAGGCGCCUGAAAAAUACGAUGUUUUGUAUUUUGAAUCGAUUCAUCACUUGAAAAAAAAUUUAUAUUAUAUAAAUAAUGCAGUUAGAAUUAUAUGCGUAAUGAAGUACAUAGUGAUUGUAAAUGAAAGUUGUAUGAAAUGGUUUUAUGUACUACGGACGUCCAAAAUUUGUAAGUAUGCAAUGACUGUUGACUGAUUAGAAAAAUGUACAGAAAUUAUGAAUGCAUCAAUCUACAAAGAAAAAAAUUGGUGUUAUUUUUGUACAGAUUAAUAACGUUCUCCACUCGUUUAGUAUUCUAAAGUUUAAUUGACAUAUAUGACAUUCAUCAGUCAAAAUAAAUUGUAAUAAAUGCAGAAUUCUAUAAGUGGAUUUCUGAAAACAGCAUCACACUGUUAUAAGCAUAGUGCACUGGAUCAGAAGUAGUAAUAGAUCGCCUGGACCUUUGUACAAUACAUUUAAAUAAAUAGAAAAAAUAGAGAUUUUGAAUACAAUUUCGUUUAUAAAAGAAGUCUAAUGUGAUAUAAGAUAUAUGAAAUUUCUUCAUCAAAACAACCAAUUUAUCAUAACUUAAAUAAUAAUAACAAUAAUUUUAAUGUUAGUAAUGGUAAUACAUUGAAUUAAAAGUACGACAGUCACAGAAGAAUCAUUAUUAAAGUUAUUUUUCCAGGUAUGAAAGUCUAAAGUGUUUAUAGUAAAAAUACAUAAUAGGUUUAAAGCUUACAAUAAAAAUAUUUUAAAAAUAAUGCUCAUUAAUGUAUGUAUGUAUAUUGGCGGAUUGAGUGCUGGGAACUUUAAAGUACAAAUGUUCAUAACAAAAUGUAGACAAAUAUGGAAUGAGAGUUGUGUAUCAAUUUCAUUGCAUUAAAAUUUUUUUUUGUAAGCUUUUUGAUCUUGUAUGUAUUUAAAAUAGUUGGCGCGAAUGAGAUUCUUAUAAUUAAAUCGUAUUUAUUAUUAUUUCAUGGAUGCAUCAAGAUAUUGAAAAAUAAUUAGUACUGACCAUCCCAAUUAUUUAAAAGAUCGGCACAAUUUCUAAGAUUGACUUCUAAGCCAUGUUGAUGUGUCAUUUGCUCAUAUCAACAGUUUAAUAAUUAAGAUAUUAUAUAUUUGUAAAUAUAUAACUGAAAUUUUGAAAUGAUCAUUGUAGGUAAAUGAGCAUUAAUAAAAUAUAUUGUUACUUAGACUAACUUUAAAUAUAAAGAUGAUUGAAAUGUGCAGUAUGUACAUUAUGCGUAAGGUGGCUAUGUUUUAUUUGAACAAACUUUCAAUGUGAUAUCUCUGACAAACUAAAAUGUUUUUUAAGAACUAAGUUAUUAUGUGUUGUAAUAAAACAUAAUCUACGAAAUAUUUUUAAUAACUUUAUUUUACUUUUACUCCCACUUAUUGCGUCAAAUUAUCUUGACUUACGAUCGUAAGCAAUAGCAUUUUGGUCUAUACCAAUCGACAGUUCGUUACAAAGAGUUUUGGAUAAACAAGUUUAGUAAACGAUAAAUUUUCAUAUCUUAAUUGCAAGUUUUAUGGCGAUAUUUCUUUUGCUAUAGAGAUAUGAUGACGUUAUUAUAGAUACAUUUGAAUAGUUGCACAAUUAAGUUUAUAUGUAAACAUAUGCUUGAGUUCGUAAUCGUUGAAACAGGUAUAAUCAAUAUAAUCAAGUAAAAAGUAACUUUAUAAUGUUCCAUUAACAAGUAGCAAUUUAUUUGGUUUGGCAUACAUACGAACGAGAAAAAUCAAAUAAUUUUUAAUUGUGCUGGCAUAUCAUAGCCGUAGUAUUGUACUUAUUUUUAUGACGUUAUAGUAAAUUGUGUACCAAAGGCGUAAAUUUAAAAAGUCAAAGAUGAGCCGACUGCGCAAGCCAAGACGGGUACUGAAACCACGCAAGCUCAACAAGCGCAACAGCCCUUGGUGUAGACCAUAUUUAUGUAAAAAAAAAAAAAAAA